Salvia splendens (bonfire salvia) is the source of this 5305-nucleotide messenger RNA. Its product is annotated as UDP-glucose:glycoprotein glucosyltransferase. Gene Ontology annotation, molecular function: UDP-glucose:glycoprotein glucosyltransferase activity. The record is from RefSeq and is a predicted model, not a curated record. Bases 173 to 5089 code for a protein of 1638 amino acids. Lineage: Eukaryota; Viridiplantae; Streptophyta; Magnoliopsida; Lamiales; Lamiaceae. Gene Ontology annotation, biological process: ERAD pathway. Gene Ontology annotation, cellular component: endoplasmic reticulum. The transcript has 37 exons.
CAAGAACAAUCCUUUGAAGACUUUCGUCAGUCAACUCACUCUUUGUGCAAAACCCCACACCACACCCACUAAAACAAGAAUUACAAAUAAAAAUUGAAUCUUUGCGCCGCGUUCAAAAUGGGAGCCUGAUCAAAUCUUCAAUUUUGAUGUGCGCUAAUCGAUCGGCGAGAUAAUGGGGGAGGCGUAUGUUAGAUCUAGAUGGUUUUUGUGUGUGAUCGUCGUGUUAGUUUUGUGUGGUUUGUUUUCGCCCCUUUCUGCUCAGAGCCGCAGCCCCAAGAAUGUGCAGGUCGCCCUUAGAGCUAAGUGGUCUGGCACUCCACUUCUUCUAGAAGCUGGGGAAUUGUUAUCUAAAGAAUGGAAAGAUUUGUUCUGGGAUUUCGUUGAAUCAUGGAUCCACGCGGUGGAUUUGAAUUCGGAUUUGAGGACUGCGCAAGAUUGUUUGAAGAAAAUAGCUGAGCAUGGGAAGUCUCUGUUGAGUGAACCAUUAGCAUCAGUGUUUGAAUUCUCUCUAACUCUUAGGUCAGCUUCACCUAGACUAGUGCUGUAUCGCCAGUUAGCGGAGGAAUCUCUUUCUUCUUUUCCUCUUGCUGAUGAUGGAGGGACAUCCGAACCGAGUGAAACUGCAAAGCUUGAUAUUUCUGAAGCGUUGCUUUUGGGCAAGAAUGUCAAGAGUCCAGGAAAUAAAUGUUGUUGGGUUGACACCGGUGGUUCACUGUUCUUUGAUGUCAAAGAUUUGCACAAGUGGCUGGAAAAUCCUAUUGACACAAAGGAUAAUGCAUUUCAGUAUCCGGAGAUCUUUGACUUUGAUCAUGUCCAUCCGGACUCAACUGCUGGAAGUCCCACUGCCAUUCUCUAUGGAGCUCUUGGGACUGAGUGCUUUAAGGAAUUUCAUACGGCCUUGUCAGAAGCUGCUAAAAAUGGAAAAGCCAAGUAUGUUGUCAGAUCCGUAUUGCCUUCUGGAUGUGAACAAAAGACUUCUCCUUGUGGAGCCAUUGGCACAGGCGAUUCUGUAAACUUGGGUGGCUAUGGUGUAGAGCUAGCACUGAAGAAUAUGGAAUACAAAGCUAUGGAUGAUAGUGCAAUAAAGAAAGGUGUGACUCUUGAAGAUCCCCAUACUGAAGAUCUUAGCCAAGAAGUCAGAGGAUUCAUUUUCUCCCGCAUUUUGGAACGUAAGCCGGAGCUAACAUCUGAAGUAAUGGCUUUUAGGGAUUAUCUAUUGUCAUCUACUAUUUCUGAUACACUGGAUGUUUGGGAACUAAAAGAUUUAGGACAUCAAACAGCACAACGGAUAGUGCAUGCCUCUGAUCCUUUGCAGUCAAUGCAGGAAAUCAAUCAAAAUUUUCCUAGUGUUGUUUCUUCACUGUCUCGCAUGAAGCUAAAUGAUUCCAUAAAAGAUGAAAUUAUAGCCAACCAGCGAAUGCUUCCACCUGGAAAGUCUUUAAUGGCUCUGAAUGGUGCCUUGCUCAAUGUUGAAGAUAUAGACCUUCAUCUGUUGUUUGACAUGGCACACCAGGAGUUGACACUGGCCGAUCAGUACAGAAAACUGAAGAUCCCUCCAAGCACCGUAAGGAAAUUCCUCUCGGUUUUGCCACCUUCAGAGACACAUGCAUUUCGUGUUGAUUUUCGUUCGGACCAUGUUCAUUACAUCAAUAACUUGGAAGUAGAUGCCAUGUACAAGCGUUGGAGAAGCAAUUUAAAUGAGAUCUUGAUGCCAGUCUUCCCUGGACAAUUACGAUACAUUCGCAAAAACCUGUUCCAUGCAGUUUUUGUUUUGGAUCCUGCAUCUCCUUGUGGGCUUGAGACAAUUGACACUAUCAUUGCCUUGUUCGAGAACAAUCUUCCUAUGAGGUUUGGUGUGAUAUUGUACUCAUCAAAGUUAGUCGAAGGGAUUGAAGCAAAUGAUGGGGAACUUCCAGUUGCUCGUCUAAAGGAUGAUGAAGACAUUUCCAGUUUGAUCAUACGCCUCUUCAAUUACAUCAAAGAAAAUCAUGGUGCUCCAACGGCUUUCCAGUUCUUGAGCAAUGUGAACAAAUUGAGAAUGGAUUCAGGUGCAGAGGAUAGUCCCGAAGUGCAUCAUGUUGAAGGGGCUUUUGUGGAAACAGUGCUGCCUAGGGUGAAAACGCCCCCUCAAGAGACUCUAUUGAAAUUGGAGAAGGACCAAACUUUGAACGAGCUGUCUGUGGAGAGCACCAUGUUUGCCUUUAAACUGGGCUUUGCUAAGCUUGAGUGUUCUCUAUUGAUGAAUGGACUUGUCUAUGAACCUAAUGAGGAGGCUCUUAUGAAUGCCAUGAACGAAGAGCUUCCCAGAAUACAAGAGCAAGUAUACUAUGGACAAAUAAAUUCCCAUACUGAUGCUCUGGACAAAUUUCUUUCUGAAAGUGGUGUUCAGCGUUAUAACCCAAAGAUAAUUGCAGAUGGUAAGGUCGUCAAACCAAAGUUUGUCUCCUUGUGUGAAUCAAUUCUGGCAAGAGAAUCAGUAUUGAAUGACCUCCACUACUUGCAUUCAUCUGAAACAUUUGACGAUGUGAAGCCUGUCACUCAUAUUCUUGCUGUUGAUGCCACUUCAAAGAAAGGGAUGAAGUUGCUACAUGAAGGAAUUCGCUAUCUGAUUGGUGGCACCAAAUAUGCUCGGAUUGGUGUGUUGUUUAAUGUCGAUGAUGAUGCAACUUUACCAAGUCUCCUGUUCAUGGAAGUCUUCAAAACAGCAGUAUCCUCAUAUGGCCAUAAAAAAGGAGUGCUACAGUUUAUCGAUCAACUCUGUUCAUUCUACGAAAAGGAAUAUAUGUCGUCUUCUGGAGCUACCGAAAACCAUCAGGCACUUAUUGAUAAGGUGGUACAGUUAGCAGAUGCAAAUGGGUUGCCAUCAAAGGGCUUCGUAUCUGCCUGCUCAGGAUUUUCUGCUGAAAAUUUUAGGGGUUACUUAAAGAAGGUGACCCAGUUCUUGUAUAGGACUAUUGGUCUUGAAUUUGGGGUCAAUGCAGUUAUUACCAAUGGCAGAGUGGUCCGACUCUUUGAUGGUAGUACAUUCUUGAGCCAUGAUUUGCAUCUUCUUGAAUCGUUAGAGUUCAAACAGCGUAUAAAACAUAUUGCUGAAAUCAUUGAAGAGAUAAAAUGGGAGGGUAUUGAUCCUGACGUGUUGACAAGCAAAUUCAUCAGUGACAUUGUUAUGGCCAUCUCAUCCUCAACUUCUACAAGGGAUCGAAGCUCUGAAGGUGCCCGUUUUGAACUUCUGAAUGCUGAUUACAGUGCUGUUAUUUUACAAAAUGAAAAUUCAAGCAUCCAUAUCGAUGCCGUGAUUGAUCCCUUGAGUCCUUCUGGCCAAAAGCUUGCAGCUCUUCUUCGGAUUCUGUCGAAGUAUGUACAACCAAGCAUGCGACUUGUGCUCAACCCAAUGAGCUCUCUAGUGGAUCUUCCUUUGAAGAAUUAUUACAGAUAUGUCGUGCCAACAAUGGAUGACUUCAGUGCUACGGAUCAUGUCGUACAUGGUCCCAGAGCAUUUUUCGCAAACAUGCCACUCUCUAAGACUCUCACCAUGAAUCUCGAUGUUCCUGAACCAUGGCUAGUUCAGCCUGUAGUUGCUGUCCAUGACCUGGACAACAUAUUGCUAGAGAAUCUCGGCAACACCAGGACCUUGCAAGCAGUGUUUGAACUCGAAGCUCUUGUCCUUACAGGUCAUUGCUCUGAGAAGGAUCACGAACCCCCUCGGGGCCUGCAGUUGAUUCUAGGGACUAAGCAUGCCCCCCACUUGGUCGAUACUCUUGUGAUGGCAAAUUUGGGUUACUGGCAAAUGAAGGUUCUUCCUGGGGUAUGGUACUUGCAGAUGGCACCAGGCAGAAGUUCCGAGCUUUAUGUCAUGAAGGAAGAUGGUGAAGGAGCCGGUGACACGACUUUGUCGAAACGAAUCACGAUAGAUAACUUACGGGGUAAAUUGGUUCAUAUGGAAGUGAUCAAGAAGAAGGGCAUGGAGCGAGAGAAACUCUUGCUGCCAGCUGAUGAUGAUAGUCACUCUAAUAAGAAAAAGGGAUCUCAGAACGGCUGGAAUUCGAAUAUCCUCAAAUGGGCUUCUGGAUUUAUUGGAGGAAAAGAACAGUCAAAGAAAGACGUGAGCAGUUCCUUGAAUUCGUUGCAGAAGCCAGGAAGUGGUGGUCGUCAUGGGGAAAAAAUCAAUAUAUUCUCGGUUGCAUCCGGGCACCUGUAUGAGCGUUUUCUCAAAAUUAUGAUUUUAAGUGUCCUGAAAAAUACAGAUCGGCCAGUCAAGUUUUGGUUUAUAAAGAACUAUCUUUCUCCUCAGUUCAAGGAUGUGAUCCCUCAUAUGGCAAAUGAAUAUGGCUUCGAGUAUAAAUUGAUCACGUACAAGUGGCCUACAUGGCUUCACAAACAAAAAGAGAAACAGCGAAUAAUAUGGGCGUAUAAAAUCCUUUUUCUUGAUGUCAUUUUCCCACUUGCCCUAGAAAAGGUUAUAUUCGUUGAUGCCGAUCAGAUCGUGAGGGCAGACAUGGGAGAACUUUAUGAUAUGGAUUUAAAAGGACGGCCCCUCGCGUAUACUCCUUUCUGUGACAAUAACAAAGACAUGGAUGGCUAUCGGUUCUGGAAACAAGGAUUCUGGAGAGACCAUUUGCAAGGAAGACCGUAUCAUAUUAGUGCAUUAUAUGUCGUUGAUUUGGUCAAAUUUCGGGAGACAGCAGCAGGGGAUCAGUUAAGAGUGGUUUACGAAACCCUAAGCAAAGACCCCAACAGUCUUUCUAAUCUCGAUCAGGAUCUUCCAAACUAUGCUCAGCACAUGGUGCCCAUCUUCUCCCUGCCACAAGAAUGGCUAUGGUGCGAGUCGUGGUGUGGCAACGCCACGAAAACCAAGGCUAAAACCAUAGAUCUCUGCAACAACCCCAUGACUAAGGAGCCCAAGCUUCAGGGAGCGAGAAGAAUAGUCGCAGAGUGGCCAGAUCUUGAUCUAGAAGCCAGGCGCUUCACCGCCAAAUUUAUGGGCGAGGAUAUCGAACCCCAAGAGCAAGUUGCACUGCCUCCCCCCGAAAUCCAGAAACCAGCUGCAGAUUACUCAGCAGAGGAUGCGGAAUCAAAAGCAGAAUUGUGAAUGCAACGGAUUCUAGAGCAAAGCCGACGAGAUAGAGUUUUGCGAAACCCCUUGGUCUAACACUGUAAAUCAAUGUUUACACAAUGCAGUAUUUGCAAAAAUGUGCAGCAUUGGUCUAACAAUGUAGUCUAGAUAGUUCUCAAUGAUAGAAGAGAGACUCAUUUUUGUCUGCAAAAUACAUAGUAAGAUUUUUGUUAUGAAACUGAAUUAUUCAUA